Molecule: messenger RNA, 1587 nt
Organism: Fusarium subglutinans
Lineage: Eukaryota; Fungi; Ascomycota; Sordariomycetes; Hypocreales; Nectriaceae
Exons: 2
Coding region: 1-1587 (528 amino acids)
Source: RefSeq, a predicted model, not a curated record
AUGGCAUCUGUCGACACCAAGAACGACUACAGCAUGGAGGCAGGAUUGUUGAGCACUGACCGAGAAGAGAGGACCAUGUCGUCAAAGGAAGCACUACUCCAGGAUUCGGAAUCUGCCCAGACCAUCCCAAGGACAAAGACCAGAAGGAUAUCCCCAGCUGGCAAGGCCUUGAUUGCUUUGGCCGCUUGCUGUCUUCUGGGCGUCGGUGUAGCAUCCAUUGGAGGCGCUACCCGAUUCUGCCCUGGACAUCUCCGCCAUGGUGAUGUUGGAAAGCAUGGCAUGAACGCUCAUCGACCAAAUCUUUCCGAUUCCAUGGCCCAGAUGGUUCGACGACAAAACACACCAGCACCUACCGAUUCAGAGCAGGGCACUGAAGCUACCGAUGCCGCUUCUGGUGGCGCUUCCAAUGCUCCCUCGGGCGGCUCUUCAGACGGAGCCUCUGGUGGUGCUUCAAACACCGUACAGCAACCCACUGCUACGGCCGAUGAGCCCACAAACGGUGCUAGCGAGACUGCUGCUCAGCCUUCCGCUACCGCUGAAGAGUCAACCGACCAGGCCAGCGCCACAGAAGAGGCCUCAAACACCCAGGCUCAACCGUCAGUUACUCAGCCAUCUGCCACCAGUGAGCCUUCCUCACCCUCGCGCCCUGCGAGCUCAGAACCUGAGGAGCCCACCUCUAACCCGGAUACAGACCGACCUUCUGCCACUGCCCAACCUACCGAGGACUCAGCUACUGAAGCAUCUGCUUCUGCCACGGAAUCUCAAGAGGAGUCUACUCAGCCUGCAUCCACAGCCGCUGCUUCUACACAGCGAACCACCCGCAGGACCACGGAAAACCGACCCUCGUCCACUGAGGACUCUUCCCCUGAAUCGACCACCAAUGAUUCCGAGGCCACUGCCACUGGUACGUCCGUUUCGGAAGAGGAACCUUCUGAGACUGUUCCCUCUUCUCGUGCUUCAACUUCCAAUCCUUCUGCUCCUAGUGCUGCAACCUCCACUGCUGCCAGUACGUCUACUCGAAGAACUUCUUUGCCUGAUACCUCCUCUUUUUCUGAAUCACCGUCCGAGACGGCUUCUUCGGGUGAGACCCUUCAAUCCACCGCCCUUGAUGAUACUUCCACUGUUAUCGAAUCUGCCACCGUUCCCUCGUCCACUGUCGCCGAAGCUACCACUGUCAUCUCCGAUUCAACUUCUGAGUCAGCUUCCGGGCCAACUCAAGAGUCGGAAACAGCCUCCCAGGCUUCAGAGGAGACAGAGACGACUACCGAUCAGGAAACCACAACUCGGACAGACGAGGCUUCACGAACCUCAGACAAUGCCGAAAGCGCGAGUGAGACCAAGUCUGAACGAAGCACUGUGACUGGAACAGGUACCAGACGAACUUCGAGUGCUGUGCCCAAGACCUUCACUUCUACGCUUGCAGAUGGUGGCAUUACAACACUGACUUCGACUUCUUGGGUUGAAGUUGUCCCCUCGGCCGAAGCUACUGCUGGCAGCCCUGACCUUCAGAACGCCGCUCCUCGAUCCGUCGGUUCAGUUCUUGGCGCAGUCGUGGGUAUGGUCUUUGGUGGUUUCAUUCUCCUGUAA